CACAGCUCAUAUUUUACCAGUGCUUAAUUUACCUUAACUACAUCACAUGACUGCUCAACAUUAAUCGGAGCUAAGUAUUCCAGGCACCAGUUUUGCAACGGACGAUAAGACUGGAGAGUGAGAAGGAAGGAGGAUGUUGAAGCUACUGUUCCUUCUGAUCCUUUGGAUUCCACGCCAGAUUCUUUCCUAUGUGAAACAGAUCUGGUCACGCAAACGCUACCCACCGGGGCCUUUCCCACUUCCUGUGGUCGGAAGUCUGUGGCGGCUGCUGGGGAUUGGCUAUACAGAGAGGACUUUCAGAAAGCUGGCAAAGCAUUAUGGGAACAUCUAUUCUUUUUGGGGAGGCAGUUUCCAUUUGAUUGUUUUCUCUGGAUACCAAGCGGUGAAAGAAGCACUGAUUGAGACUUCAGAAGUCUUUGUUGAUCGCCCAGUGACACCUUUUAUUUCAGACAUCACCAAAACCAAGGGUAUUAUUUUUUCAAACGGUCACACCUGGAAACAACAAAGACGGUUUGGUGUUGUUACCAUGAGGAAGUUGGGACUGGGGAAAAGUGGCAUGGAAUCCCAAAUCCAAGAGGAAGCCCAACAGCUUGUGGAAUUCUUUGCAGAUAAAAAGGGGCAGCCGUUUGACCCCUCCCUUCCCAUCAUGAAAUCGGUCUGCAAUGUCAUCUGUGCUCAAGCUUUUGGACAUCGCUUUUCUGUUGAGGACAAAGACUUUGUGAAGCUGAUGGAAGCCAGUUUUAAUGUCUUAAAUUUUUUAACCACCUUCUGUUACGCACUCUAUGAAGGUUUCCCACAUAUAAUGAAACAUCUGCCAGGCCCUCACCAGACUAUCUCACCUUCUGUAGNGAGGGUCGAGAUAUCUCCUCCUUAA
Messenger RNA from Protobothrops mucrosquamatus (brown spotted pit viper), 874 nucleotides. RefSeq names its product cytochrome P450 2J5-like. Gene Ontology annotation, biological process: arachidonate metabolic process; xenobiotic metabolic process. The transcript is spliced from 5 exons. Lineage: Eukaryota; Metazoa; Chordata; Lepidosauria; Squamata; Viperidae. Gene Ontology annotation, cellular component: intracellular membrane-bounded organelle; cytoplasm. The record is from RefSeq and is a predicted model, not a curated record. The coding region runs from base 134 to 874 and encodes 246 amino acids. Gene Ontology annotation, molecular function: iron ion binding; oxidoreductase activity, acting on paired donors, with incorporation or reduction of molecular oxygen, reduced flavin or flavoprotein as one donor, and incorporation of one atom of oxygen; heme binding.